UGGCCAACCUCCGUCAGCGGGAGAGCUUCCCCCGCCCUAGCAACUCCCCUCCAGCCAAUGACCGGCCUCGGGGCGUCGGUGGGUGGGGCCUGGCCCGAGAAGCCCGUUAGAAUCCAACGGCCAUGGCCUCGAGCCCCGAGACCGGGCCGAGCGGCGACUGGCUGCCCCCGCGGGCUCCGGGCGGCCCGGCCAUCCGCACGGUGGAGAUGCACGCGGGCGGGGAGCCGCUUCGGGUGGUGGUGCCGGGCGGGCUGGGCCCGCUGGAGCCGCCGCCGGGGCUGCCCCUCCUGGCCCGCCGCCGCCGCCUGCUGGCCUCGCCGGAGCUGGACGCCGUGAGGCGGCUGCUGAUGCACGAGCCCCGCGGGCACCGCGACAUGUACGGGGCGGUGCUGGUGCCCAGCGACCUGCCCGAGGCCGCCUUUGGAGUCCUCUUCGUCCACAACGAGGGCGGCAGCGCCAUGUGCGGCCACGCCGUCCUCUGCCUGGCCCGCUUCGCCCUCGACUACGGCCUCUGCCGCCCGCCGCCCUCGUCCGGAGAGGCCGCCCUCACCAUCCACUGCCCCUGCGGGCCUGUCGCCGCCUUCGCCCUCUGGGACGGGACGCGCAGCGGCAGCCGCGUCCGCUUCCACAGCGUGCCCGCCUUCGCCGCCGCCACCGAUGUAACAGUUGAUGUUCCUGGCUAUGGAAAAGUAGUUGUGGAUAUUGGAUAUGGUGGCACUUUCUAUGCGUUUGUCAGUGCUGAUCGAUUGGGGUUUGAUCUUUCCUCUUCAAGGAUUAGGGAUCUAGUAGAUGCCGCAUCUGCAGUAACUGAAGCAGUAAAGGCUCAGUUCAAAGUUCACCAUCCUGUCAUUGAAGACACAGCUUUCAUUUAUGGGACUAUUCUGACAGAUGGAAAAGAUGCAUUUAGCGAUGAGCCAACAAGUAACAUAUGCGUGUUUGCAGAUGAACAGGUUGACCGAAGUCCUACUGGAUCAGGUGUGACGGCUCGCAUUGCCUUACAAUACCAUAAAGGACUCAUUCAGCUGAAUCAAAUGAGGACCUUCAGAAACAGUUCAACUGGUUCCCUGUUCACUGGAAAAGCAGUACAGGAAACUAAAUGUGGUGACCAUGAUGCUGUUAUUGUAGAAGUCUCAGGAGAAUCCUUUUAUACUGGAACAUCAACCUUCACUCUUGAGGAGGAGGACCCACUGAAAUACGGUUUCUUUCUCAAAUAACUGUGCUUCUGUGUACUGCUUCGAAUAAUCCUGAUCAUUUUGAUACCUGUUUUGUUUUAAAUUUGGGUAUCGCCCUCUGUCACUUCUUGGUAAUUAAGACUUGCAUUCAGUUUCACCAAAGGGAUUCUGUAAUCCUUGUUCUGUAUAAAAAGUAAUAGGAGCUAUGGUUGCAUUGUGACUAGACUAGACUAUACUGUGAGCCACAAAGUCUCUGGUUCAGUUUUCAGCUGCCACAAACUCACUUGAUGGUCUUAGGCAGGUUCUGCUAACGUUUAGCCACCUCACCUGCAAUAUGUAUGGACUGCCUUCAAGUCGAUUCCGACUUAUGGCGACCCUAUGAACAGGGUUUUCUUGGUAAGCAGUAUUCAGAGGGGGUUUACCAUUGCCUCCCUCUGAGGCUGAGAGGCAGUGACAGGCCCAAGGUCACCCAGUGAGCUUCAUGGCUGUGUGGGGAUUCAAACCCUGGUCUCCCAGGUUGUAGUCCAACACCUUAACCACUAUACCACCUGCAAUAGGGAGAUGAUAAUACUGACAAGCUUUACAGGGUUAUUCUAAAGAUUAUUGAAAUACAUAUAUGAAUACUUGUUGAUGUUACUAGCGACAGGCUUGUCCAGUUUGAUCAACAGAGAAGGGAUGGAGAUUUCAUCCCCCUUCUUCAGUCCCACAUGCCCACUCUCCAUAUCUGCCCCAAAUCUAGAAUGACAGAAAGCUCUUCACUUAUGUGGGAGAUAACAAAGGAGUACUCUGGGGGAUGCUGAAAGUGUAGUUGCCCAGUAGCCCCAGCCUUUGGGAUGAAAGCUUGGGUAUAUCUGUAUAACCUCACAAAUUUAUCUAGCUAGCUUUGCACCUUCUUGCCCAAAUAUUCCAGUAUGUGUGAAGCACAUACAUGAUACAGAAUUAUCUUGAACUCAGAAAAAAAUAAUACUUGCCUCAAAAACUUCCUUGUGGACUCAGGUAGGGCAUUGUCAUGGUUCAGUGGCUUGGAUCCACAGCACUUUUUUGUCUUGGAUCCCAGGCAAAGGGUCACCUUGUUUUCCGAAGCCUCUGAUGUUUUUUCCAAUUACUACAAGGGGAAAAUCAACACAUGCCUGAGCUUUAUUCAUUUUUUGAUAGAAUUGGGUGACAUUCACAAGCGUAGCAGCUCAUUCUGAGUGGAUAUAUAGUCUGCCAAAUUUCAGACAAAUUGGUGCUUUUUGUGCUAGACACUUUUAAAUUUUAAAUUUAUGCUCUUCCCAGUGGUGAUGUGGGGAGCUUUCAUGAACAUGGCAGACAGUGUGGAGAUCCCUCUAGAUAAGUUCCUUGCAAAAUUUCAGAAGGUUAGGGAGAGGGAUUAGGGAGUUACAAUUUUAAAAAAAGUAUUUGAGGCUAUAUAUGAUUAUGAUGAUGUGCUCAAUUUGCACCAAAGUCACAAAGUGACAUUUUGAAGUUUUCACAGGAUGGACUUGCUCAGGGCCUUAGACCCAACACUAUGAUAAGGCAAGUGCUGACCCUUGUGUCUCCUGAUGGUGUUGGGCUGCCCUACCCGGGGGUCUCGUCUUCAUGUCCAUCACUUUGUGAGAGGGGCCGACCUAACCUCUUUACCCUGGCCUGGAUCAGGGGCUGACCUGCUAACCUCUUUACCCUGGUCCUGGCGCAUCUCUUUACCCUGGCCUUUUGACACCUGAGGUGUAUAUUUUUAGGGUCCACCCUAUUUUGUAAUGUUAGGUUUUUAAUUGUUUUUAAUGGUGUAUUUUAAAAUAGUUGUAACCUGCCCUGGGACCUUGAGUGAAGGGUGGGUAAUAAAUGGUGAUGAUGAUGAAAAUAAUAGGCAGUCAUUUCUACUCAUAAGGUUUCAGAGCAGACAGGCAGCCUUCUCAGUGAAGGGUCAUCUCUUUGUAUCCCUCUUCUCUGCUUGGCAUUUUCAGUUUAUAGAGAACUUGGGUGAGUUUAAAAAAAUGUUUCUAACUACUAAAACAAAAAAUCUUAGAAGUCCUCCAAAGCUGUUCUGAAGUUAGCCCGUUUUGCCUUGGAUCCAAGCUGCCUCAGAUUCCAGGUGGUUUGAAUUCCUCUGAGGAGGGAAUUCUCAAAUCUGGCUCAUGCCUGGCCUGAGGGGAAUGCACAGCCCUACUGAACAAGACUGUGAAAUAGCCUACAGGGGGCCACUUGCAUGUUUACCGUGCUGCAGAAUUUGUAUAUGACACUUGUUAAGCAUUCUUCUUGGAAAUUAAUGUGUUUAUACUAUAUUCACUACAUCCGCUUUUUGUUUAUUCUUUAGUGAAAAAUUAUAGUGCAGAUACAAACAUGUAAAGUCAGCUGUAACUUUUCCCUCUUUUGUGUGAAGGUCCUGGGAUGUCCUCUCCCUGGGAGGCACGCCUGGCAUCAUCAAGAUCUGUUUUUAGGUGCCAUCCCAGGAUUUGGGACCUUAAUUUUGUGCCUAUCUUUUAGUGGGGUAGGGUUAAGUUGGAUCUACUCUUUUAUAUAUAUUAUUGGUGCAUUUUAGGUUGAUUUAUUUUUGUUUUUAAUGUUUGUCGCUGUGAGUUCACCUUUCUGGGAAAAGGCGACUAAUAAAAAUAAUAAUAAUAGGAACAUGAUUAAAGAAUAUCCUAAAAGUAAUGUCUUGUAAUAAACCCUGCCAGUACAUAAAUCUCUAGAAUCAUGAUUCUCAAAAGAGGGACAAAAUAUGACUUUAGCACAAGCUUUGUUAAAAGUCUUUAACCUGGUGCUUCUAAAACAUUAUGUUAUCAUCAACCUAUGAUACUUUCCUUAUUAUUAUUUUAACAUUUGAUUUUAUGGGUAUUUUUAACUAAUAUUUUACAUUAUGUAUACUACUUAAAGCUUUUUACUGACCAAGCGGUAUAUAGAUCUUGUCAAGUAAAAUUUAAAAAUUAGUAUGUCACGAUAGUAUGCUUUUUAUCUGUUGCAAACUAGAGUUGUCGUGAGGAAGUGAUUUAGGUUGUGCCCAUGGCUGGAGACAGAUAAUAGUUUGUUUUGGAAAUGGUAUGAUGCAGCCAUUCUUACUCAGUGUGAGGACAUUUUCACUUUUUGUCCUGCUUUGUUUGGUUAAAAACAUUUUUCCAGGUGACGGCAAAUUUUGUAUUUCGUUGGACUGGGGGGUCCUUGAGUAAAAUCAAAGAACAGAGGUUUGCAGCAAAAAGGUAGGCCUUUAUUGGAUGACAGGCAUAUGCUUGGUCAGUUUCCCUCCUAGUGAGUAGAGAACUGCCAUUUGGCACUGGUUGCCUGGGGUUUUUAUACAUUUCAGGACAAAGACUUUAGCAUCUACCAGUCAGGAGUUAAUACAUCAGAAUGACAUAGGCAUGACAGUAUUACACAGGCAUUUGCACAGGUAUUACAUAGACACUGUACUUUCUGCAUAUGUUAUGGUGAAUUUGGCAGUGUUCAGUGCUUCACAUAAAAGUACAUUUUCACCAUGAGCUGAGUACUCCAGCUAAUGAGCUAAGCAUUUUAGCUAUUCUGCAAUUCUUUCUACGUCUUAGAGAUACUGAGAUGUUCAGCACAGUGUUCUGUGUUAUCUAUUAGAGUUGAAGCUGUGCCAAACAAACAGCACAGGGGGGAAAAGACAGCUCUAAAGAGAAAAGGAUUCUGGCUGGAUACUAAACUUUAAAAUAUUAUAAACCUUUAUAGCUUUAUAAAAUAAUGUUUUUGCUUAUUGUUUGUGUAUAAUAAUUUCCCCAUCACAGGUUUCUCUGAAUACCCCAGAAACCUGUUGAAGAAGGAACAGCUGCAAUGUGUCUCUCUAUCACUGCACUGUGACAUACCUCAUAUAAAGGUUACAUCUUCCCAAGAGUGGGCUGAGGCAUCUCACAAUCACCUGGCAAUCAGUGAGCUGUUUGCUUGAAUUAUUCAGAACAUUUUUUGGGACUUUAGGCUUGAAAAAAAUUCUUCGUACAAAAGUACAGGAACAUUUAUAUUGAUCUCAGAGCCCUGUUUCCAUUAAUGCCAAACAUGCUUCAGCUUCACAUCCCUCAUAAUGUCUGUCAUCUGUGUUUCUGAGAUGUGCCAUUGUAAGUAAAAGGGGGGAGGGUUGCUAUUUGGGCUAGAGCAGGAGUGGGAAGCUGUGGCCUUCCAGGUGUUGCUGAACUACAACUCUCAUCUUCCCUGAUCAUUGGCCACACUGGCUAGGACUGAUGGGAAUUGGAAUCCAACAUCUGGAGGGCCACAGGUUCCCCAGCUUUGGGCUAGAGCAGCCUUUCCCAACUAGUGGGCCACCAGAUGUUGUUGGACCACAACUCCCAUCAGCCUCAGCCAGCAUUGCCAAUGGUCAGGAAAGAUGGGAAUUGUGGUCCAACAGCAUCUGGUGGCCCACUAGUUGGGAAAGGCUGGGCUAGAGGAUACAACACUGAACACCUUUGUGCUAAAAUGAUUGGUAUACUGCAGUAUCUACAGUGGUACAAUAAAGUGGAAAUUUGUAUUACA
Rhineura floridana is the source of this 5627-nucleotide messenger RNA. It is a transcript of the gene L3HYPDH, whose product is annotated as trans-L-3-hydroxyproline dehydratase. Gene Ontology annotation, molecular function: hydro-lyase activity. NCBI's taxonomy places the organism in Eukaryota, Metazoa, Chordata, Lepidosauria, Squamata, Rhineuridae. Bases 123 to 1214 code for a protein of 363 amino acids. The record is from RefSeq and is a predicted model, not a curated record. The transcript has 5 exons.